Conger conger (European conger) is the source of this 9271-nucleotide messenger RNA. RefSeq names its product cut-like homeobox 2b (gene cux2b). The transcript is spliced from 22 exons. Bases 1 to 4656 code for a protein of 1551 amino acids. NCBI's taxonomy places the organism in Eukaryota, Metazoa, Chordata, Actinopteri, Anguilliformes, Congridae. Gene Ontology annotation, molecular function: DNA-binding transcription factor activity, RNA polymerase II-specific; DNA binding. Gene Ontology annotation, biological process: regulation of DNA-templated transcription. The record is from RefSeq and is a predicted model, not a curated record.
AUGGCCGCCGAUGUGGGAUCGAUGUUUCAAUAUUGGAAGAAAUUUGAUCUACGGCGGCUUCAGAAAGAGCUAAACUCGGUGGCGUCGGAGCUGGCCGGACGACAGGAAGAGAGUGAAAUUUCCCACAAGCACCUACUGGAGCUGAGCCGCGAGUUCAAGAGAAAUGUCCCCGAGGAAGUUCGGGAGAUGGUGGCCCCUGUCCUCAAGAGUUUCCAAGCCCAGGUGGUAGCACUUAACAACCGAAGCAAAGAGGCAGAAUCUGCUUUCCUUGGAGUCUACAAACAGUUGAUUGAAGCCCCAGACCCGGCGCCCCUCUUAGAGGCCACACACACCCUGGAGGACCGGCUGCAGCAGCUGCAGGGUUCGGAUCCAGACAGCCGGCCCCUGGUCGUGGAGAUUAGCAGGCACUGGAGAAGACACCUACAGAGUCUCGCCAAGACAGACAACACGGAGGAAGAGCCAGCAGCAGUGGCAGGGGGGGCAUCGUCACGGGAACCCUGCGCGACCCCCCCGAACAGCACACGUCCGCUUCGAGGCGCAGGGUCACCGCAGCUGAACCAUGACGGCCAGAGAGAGGGGGAGAUGGAGAAGACAGAGGCGGCCUUGGCUGUCAGGCUGGGGGAAGCCGAGGAGAAGAUCAGAGUGCUUCACUCAGCGCUGACCACCACCCAGACGGAGCUGCUGGAUCUGCGGUGCAAAUAUGACGAAGAGAUGGCUUCCAAGGCCACUGAGGUCAGUCGGAUUAUGGCGGACCUAGAGAAAGCCAACCAGAGGGCGGAAACGGCACAGAGGGAGGUAGAGAAACUGAGAGAACAGCUGGCCAGUGCCAACAGUGCCCAAACCAGGAGCCAUCUCUCAGAAGGAGCCAGCGGGGAGAAAGCUGAGCUGGAGAGUUCGUCAUCCCGGCUGGAGACCGCCCUGGUGGCAAAGGACCGGGAGAUCCUCCGUCUGCUGGAAAACGUGCAGAGACUCCAGUUCACCUUACAGGAAGUCCAGGAGACCUCAGCCAAUCAGAUUACAGAGCUGGAGCGCCGACUUGCCUACAAGACUGAGGCUAUUGAGAGACUGGAAGCCAAGCUACAGUCCCAAGUGGAUUAUGAAGAGAUCAAAACUGAACUCAGCAUCCUGAAAGCAAUGAAACUCGCCUCAGCCAAUGGCAGCUCAUCACAGGACUCCUCUAAGGCAGCUGAAGCCCUGUUGCUGGACAAAGAGGCCUUCCUGUCCUCUCACAAGUACCUGAUGGAAAAGUCCAGAGUCUUGCACAGCAAUGAUGAGGAUCACUCCGAGGACUCGGUGAAGGAGUCAGGAAGGCCCCUGAGCUCCUUCUCCUCGCCUCAGAGGGCCCUGCAGCGGGAGGGACGUGCCUCUUCCAGUCCCGGGCCCCCUGUCGCCGGCGGGAGCACGUCCACCCAUGACCUCUCACGCCCUUUCUCCGUCUCCCCGUUCCCGGGAGACAAGUUGGGUGGGGAGCACCUUCUGCAAAAGCAGCUCCUGUCCCCUCUCUUUAAGAAGGAGGGCAGCACUCUCAUGGCCUUCCCCACGGCACUGUACGCGGCCAAAGCCGCCCUCAUGUCCGCCGGUCAGGGCCCUCCAGCGGGCGGGGCCGGGGACGCAGGCCCGCCCAGCGACCAGUCGGAGAGUGGGAGCUCCGGGGCGGGCGAUGAUGACCAGCUGGACACGGCGGAGAUCGCCUACCAGGUGAAGGAGCAGCUGCUGAAGCACAACAUCGGACAGCGCGUGUUCGGCCAUUACGUCCUGGGCCUCUCCCAGGGCUCGGUCAGCGAGAUCCUGGCCCGCCCCAAACCCUGGCGGAAGCUGACCGUGAAGGGCAAGGAGCCCUUCAUCAAGAUGAAGCAGUUCCUGUCGGACGAGCAGAACAUCUUAGCCCUGCGGACCAUCCAAGUGCGGCAGCGAGGGAGCAUCACUCCCCGCAUCCGAACUCCUGAAACUGGGUCAGACGACGCCAUCAAGAGUAUCCUUGAGCAGGCCAAGAAGGAGAUCCAGUCCCAGAGAGGAGGUGAUGUUAAGUCUUCCCUGGGCGGCUCGUCGGCCAGAAGCAGCAAUGGGGGUGGCAGCAGCUCAGACGACACCAUCAAAGGCAUCCUGGAGCAGGCCCGGCGGGAGAUGCAGGCACAGCAGCAGGCCCUCAUGGAGAUGGACGUGUGCGGGCGGGGCUCCUCCGCGGGCGUGGCUGCCCCCCCAGGCGGGCAGGGCGGGGAGCGCCCGGUUCUCUGCGACCCGUCUAAGGGGCUCCCGCCGUCGGCCUUCAUCAAGCAGGAGGAGGGGGGUGCGGUGACGGUGUGCGUGGCAAACCCCAUCAGCAGCCCCCAGACCCCGCUGAGCGUGCUCUCCCCCGCUGCCUUCGUCCAGAACAUCAUCCGUAAGGUCAAGUCUGAGAUCGGCGAGGCCGGGACCUACUUCGACCAGCACUGGUCCGUUGAGCGAGGCGGCAUCAUGGUGGCUGGAGCCGGAGGCAGUGGCAGUGGCAGCGGCUCUCGCCCCUUCACCUCCGUGUCUCCUUCCCUGUCCUCCUCCUCUUCCUCCGGGCACUCCACCCUGCCCCGCCCGUGGCCCCGCCCCGAGAACGGCGAAAGCCUGCCCAACAGUGAGGAGGCGUCGGCGGCUGAGGAGGAGGCCGGCCGGCCGGUGGAGGUGAAGGUGGAGGCGGAGGUGUCUGUGGUCGGGGAUCCUCCUUGCCCGGGGAGGCUGUCCUACUACCCAGCCUACAUACCGCGCGCGCUGAAGCCCACGGUGCCCCCCCUGACCCCAGAGCAGUACGAGAUGUACAUGUACCGAGAGGUGGACACCCUGGAGCUCACCCGGCAGGUCAAGGAAAAGCUGGCCAAGAACGGCAUUUGCCAGAGGAUCUUCGGAGAAAAGGUUCUGGGCCUGUCUCAGGGCAGCGUGAGCGACAUGCUCUCCCGGCCAAAGCCCUGGAGCAAGCUGACCCAGAAGGGCCGGGAACCCUUCAUCCGCAUGCAGCUGUGGCUUCUGGAUCAGCUGGGCCAAGGCCUGAGCCAGCCGGCCAAUCACAGCCACUCCCUGGAUAAGAGUCCCACGACAGCCCGGUCCUCACCCUCGCCACCCCCCAGCCCAGAGGAGAGCCAGCCCAGCCCACUGGCAGAGCCUGUCAGCCUGGCUCUGGAGAGCAGCAAGGAGAACCAGCAGCCAGAAAGCCUGAGCCCGUCUGGCGAGCCGCCCAGCGGCAAGUCAACAUCCAGCCUCUUCUCCGUUCACUCGCCCCACACCUCACUGGGCAUCCAGGAGCUGGUGGCCAUGUCCCCUGAGCUGGACACGUACUGCAUCACCAAGAGGGUGAAGGAGGUGUUGACAGACAACAACCUGGGCCAGCGCCUGUUUGGGGAGAGUAUCCUGGGCCUCACACAGGGCUCGGUAUCGGACCUGCUGUCUCGGCCCAAACCCUGGCACAAGCUGAGCCUCAAGGGCCGGGAGCCCUUUGUGCGCAUGCAGCUGUGGCUUAACGAUCCACACAAUGUGGACAAGCUGCGGGACAUGAAGAAAAUGGAAAAGAAAGCUUACCUGAAGCGGCGAUACGGGCUCUUGAGCACGGGGUCGGACAGCGACUCCCCUGGUGCCCGUUCAGACUGUGUGAGCCCUGGGCUCAGCGCCAUGGACCUGUGCCCCUUUGGUCAGACCAAGAAGCCACGCGUGGUGCUGGCGGCUGAGGAGAAGGAGGCCUUGAAGAAGGCCUACCUCCUGGAGCCCUACCCCUCCCAGCACACCAUUGAGAUGCUGGCGGCCAAGCUCAACCUCAAGACCAACACAGUCAUCAACUGGUUCCACAAUUACAGGUCCCGCAUGCGCCGCGAGGUCUUCAUGGAAGGUCUCCAGGACAACGACACAGACGCCGAGCCGUCUGGGUUCUCCACGCCCCCGCCCCAGAGCCCCACCUCUGACGGCGAGGACAGCAAGCAGCCACAUCCCAGCCACAGCCCCCACUACGGCCACCUGCCCAGCACUGCCCGCAGCCAUUUGGUCGUCAAGCAGGAGGCCAGCGAGCUGGAGGACGAGGAGGAGGAGGAGGAUGGGCAGGAGGAAGAGGGGGCAGAGGCACGGGGAAGGUACACGAAGCACUCUAAAACCAAGUGCAUCUCCACGGGCGUGCAGUUCCCCCUGCUGAAGACGGAGCGCGAGGAGCCCAUGGCCUGCUACAGAGAGCUGUCGUCAGGCCAGCACUGCCCCAAGGGCCUCAAGGAGGACUCUCCAAUGUGCAGCCAGGUGCCAGCGGCCUUCCCUGGGUCCCUCUCCCCCGACAGCCCCCAGAGGGCCGGACAGUCCCGGCAGGAGGGCGACGACCCUGAGAAGUCAUCGGUGGACCCCGUCAGCUUCAAAGCCUCCUCAGAGCCGUCCCGCAGCAGCCUGGAGGUGUCCCUCAACUCCCCCUCCGCCGCCUCGUCGCCCGGGCUCAUGAUGUCCGUCUCCCCGGUCCCGUCGUCGUCCGCCCCCAUCUCCCCGUCUCCUCCCAAUCCCGCGGGCGGAAACUCCAGCUCGGACCCCACGGCGCCCCCACAGAACCCCCCCAAACUCAACAAGAGCUCUCAGAGACGCAACGAGAAGAUGGCCAACCUCAACAACAUCAUCCACCGGCUGGAGCGUGCCGCCAACCGAGAGGAGACGCUCGAGUGGGAGUUUUAAAGCUGCCCUCCUCGCCGAACCACCCCCCCUCCCACACACACACUUUUGCUAAUUUUUUUUUGCUGUGAGCUGCAGACAUGGAGAAGGACUCUGUAAGAGAAUAUGUUGAGGAAACUGCCGGUAAAAGUUGCCACACACUGGGCAGAGGAGCCUGGCUCCUGGCGCACCCUCCCACCCCCGUCUUCCUUGUCCCUUUCCUGCUGUGAGUCCUUCUGGAACAAAAGGAUUUCUGCAGAGCAACUUUCCAACUCUGACAAACUACUCGAGAACAACAACAACAAAAAAACAACAAAAAAUGAGAAAUUAUUUAUAAGCGUGUUUUAGGUAUUUUAAUAAAGGAUACUACUUUGAAAUAUAUGUAACAGCCCUAGCUGUUGUGUUUUAAAUAGAGGAAGAAACCUCUGAUGUGAAGACUUUGCAGCUGUGGUGUCAUAUGAUGCACACUGAAGUUCUGUAGUUUGCCACUGGGUGAGAUUAAAAAAGACUUCUGUCUUAAGCCAUCAAAAGCACUAUGAUUAUUUAAAAAAAGACUGACCAAAUUUGCUACUUUUUGAAUAGCAAUUUUUCAGAUUUUUGUCUUUAAGACAUUAUAGAUAAAAGUCAAGUUACUCACAAAAAAACUUAAUACUUACUGAGGGAUAGUCCUUAAAGACUCUAAAAUAGCAAACAUCUCCUAUGUACUUAGUUUCUUGGUGAUAUGUUUUGGAACAUUUGUAACACAAAAGCGUGUCAUGUGUGGUUGUACAUGUUGUAGAAUUGUCUGCAAUAGCCUUCUCUGAACAAGAUGUAGCAUGGUACUCGACUUACCCUCUUAUCCCCUAUAGUUAGUCACCUGUGAUACACUUGAGAUAAAAAAAAAAUCUGAAAAAAGUUGCAAAAAUUACAAAAAAAGAGAAAAAAGGAAAUGCAAAUAAGAGUAGGACCUUGUUAGUGGAAGUGUUUUUCUUUAAGAAUACAUCGCGGUUUACAGUGUGGCCGUUUCUCAUGUGCUUGGCAGUGAGGCCGGGGUUUAAUUCAGUACACAUGAGCACAGUUUACACCAGUUUGGUUUUCCAUUUCAUAAUUACCUCUUAUGUCCUGUAGGACAGUGAUUCUCAACCGACUUUUGGCCAGAAAACCUGGGUGCUUGCAGUUUUUUUUUUUUUUAAGUGUCAACAUUGUGAAGUGCUCCAGCAGCAAUCCCUCCUAACAUCAACUGUUUGGCGGUGUUGUCAUUGCUGUGACUAGUUUUAAAUGGUCUUCAACUUACAUAAUAUUGCUUAAAAUCAAGUGAUUAAGGGUUAACCACAAGCUAUAAGUAGCACCUGCAGGAGGACUUUUGUGCAUGUUUACAUGACAGUUGGGAAUCAUUAUGAUUUUGAGUCUAGUUGAAAUGGGUUCGAAUGAAUUUGUGUUUAUGACAGAGUGUGUGGGCGAGCAAGAGAGAAAGAUUUGAAGAAAAUGUUUCAGCACACAGGACCGGUCACAAGUCUCGGUGGUUGAGAAACACUGCUCUAGGACAUGUCCAUCUUGCCCUACACAUCAGGCAGGGUUACUGUACAUCUCUUCAGUUCAUCCUUACUUGUUUAAGGUGACAGUUUACUUUCCCUACUGUACAAUUUCAUUGGAUUUGCACAGCGAUAUCAGCGACCCCCCCUCAGUAUAUACUGUAUAGUUACUGUCUUUGGGAAAUAAUGUGUAACUGAGCUGUCCUACUUUGGAAGGGAGGCAUGAAGCAGUGAUUCAAUGUGUAACGUCAUGUAUGGUAAAAAGCUACAAACAUUUCCCCGUCACUUUCAAAAUCCCAGCUCAAGAUGGAUUUAUAAUUGUGAAAUAGCUAGAUUUGUUUUCUCAAAGUCGGUGGAUAAGGUAUGCUUUUGUACUUGCGGCCAAAAGCAAUGGCACCUGACUGUUCCUUAAUUAAUUGGCAUAACCCUACACUAUCCCCUACACUAUGUUAUGUUACAUUUUAGGUUUCACUAUGGCAAGGACUUCACAGAAACAAUGCACUUACAAUAUUACUAGAUCUUCUAGUUUUUGGUGUUAUAUUUCAUGUCACCACUUGCCUUUAAAUAGCCUGUGCUAUUAAUGCUGCAUCAAGCUAAGCAUUCGAAUGAACUCAAACAGUAUCAAUGUGUUUAUUAAUGAUCAUUUGAAACUAUAUGAAUAGUGAACCACAAAAUGAGUCAACAUUUAAGUCAAUUAAUGAUGGCUAAUGUAAACUGCAAUGUUAAGCUAAGACCUGUCAAAUUAAGAGAAUGAGAAACUUAGAAUAAAAUUAAAGGGACAUCACUGAUAUUUUAAGAAAACCCCUGUAAUCUAGAAGCCGUAAAUGAAACCAAAACCAAUGACUAUGUUUAUUGAAUUUUAUCACACCUCACAAAAUGUUUUGGGAUAAAGUUGCUAGUCUUGAGUGUUGUGCUCAUGGCCUCUGAAAUUCUGCUAUCAAAUCAGCACUUUUGUCAUGUCAACAGUGAGUUCCUUCUAAGUGUUUUGCCUCUGUUUUGUAAUCUCAUGAUCAAUGUUUAUAAGUCUACAAUACAGUACCUCCUGUGAGAGUUACUCACAGCACUUCGAUUUUAAGAUAUGUGAAAAAUCUAAAAUAAUUCAUUUGAAAUAUUUACAUUUCCUGACUAAAUGUUUCACUAGUCUUUGCAGUUUAUGUAUCCUUGAAGUUGGUAGUAACAUUUGCACAUGUUUUAAUAGUACAGAGAAUUGGAAAUAUAUCUAUAUAUAAAAAUACACAGUUACAGAAAAUAUCUUAGAUUCUUGAAACAAAUGUGCUAAUUAUAUUAACAGAGUGUACAGAUUUAUUUACCAAUCCCUCAAGCCAGUUCUGGUCUGGAUAGCUUGCCCAUAUUUUAGACAUUUUCUCAGGGUAGUCUUGCCUCCUUAUACUGAGCUUUACACAAUAAAUUGGUCCUUGUUUCAGGUAAAUUCACCAUGUAAUGGGGACUUUUAAGUGACACAUUGUUUAGACAAAAUGGACAGCUUUUCCUUAUUUGCUACAUUUGCAUCACUGAAUUCUCUAGUUAAACAGAAAAUUCACCUCAACAGAGUGGGCAACCUUCCAGCAUCAGUAAAAAAAAUACUACUUUUCAGUAGUACAUGUAGAUGUUUGUGCUGUAUGUUCUUUUCUAAAAAAAAAUCAACAAAAAACACAGAUAGAAUAUAGAGAGAGAUGACUGCUUUGUAACCAGUGAGAAUAUUGUCACCAACCUUUGAAGCAUGUCCUUAGUCAAUAGCUUCCCAUUAAAAAUGUUUAAAAUAAAAAAAACAGGAACUACUAUAGGAGAUGGUGAAGGAAGAAUAUGUUCUCUGAGACUCCUAAUGAAAGUGAUUACUGUACUUGUUGCUGAGUGAAUUUCCUUUAAGUUAUUUCAGUGUAGUAUACCUUUAAGGAUGAAGUGAACAAAGUUUGUCCUGCACUGAACCAUGGCACAGUGCCUUUCACAAACUCCCUGAAUCUUGGUCCUUACAUUGGAUUUGUUCACAAAACCUCUUUCUCUACUAUAAUAACAAUUCAUCAGAAACAAUUGUGAACUAACAAACUAACAGAACCACACAGGCAAGCAAAAACACGCAUAUUAGUGAUUGUAUCACGGCCCCUCCCUUCCCACCACAUACUUUCUUUUCAUUUUGACAUUUUGACAUGUGGUUUCAUAUUGUUCACUGAAUAGGGGAUUAGACUGUGUUUUGUAUUAUGGUCCUACCGUAUCAGAAACAGCACUUACACAGGAUUGCAGGAAUGCUUGUCAAAGCAGGCUGAUAUUCAGUGAAGAUGUGGUGGAGCAGCAUAUGAAGUCACAGAAGCUCCAACAUACCUGCGCACAGCCUGAAAACCACUCACAGCCAUGUUUAGGAGUUGUCUGCAUUCUUCCCUUGGUAGUUGGUUCCAUGACAUAAACAACAGCAGAUGAGCCACAGAUUUUUCAGGUUCUCUGUGACCCUAAAAUAUCACUCACAGGAAAAUAUGAACAAUUGUGUAAUGCCUUCUGAUAUUACUGUUUCAGUUUUACAUUAAACAUGAAUCUGUUUUUUUCUAACCCUAAAACUAUAUCUGAUUGAGGUAGAGUGCUACACUGAAACUGGCAAAUUCAUCCCAUUUUCAAAACCAAAACCCUUUGCAUAUAUGUCCAAAAUCUGCUCAAUAAAAUUUUGUGGAUUCUCAAAGGUUACAAUUGAGGUGCUAUAAAAGGUAAAUGAUCCUUUAAUCUGCAGUUUAUGAAUUAAAGUUUAACAUCCAGGAUUAAUACAUAUGUAAUGGUGCAUUAUUAAUAAAUGUAUUUAAAAUCUGAACUAUUAACUAUGAUUUGGGUUUGAUCACGUGAAGGUAGUUAUUACAAGCAUGUGUUCCAUUUGUAAGCUUUAGCAUCAAAAGCAGAAGUACCUGAAAUGCCUUUGAGUUUUCUGUCAGUUGUCACUUCAUCUUCUUGUGUAGACACGACCCCAUUUACCCAAUCUGUUAAAUAACGAAAAACUUCAGAAGAUAUGAUUUAAUCUGAAUGGGCAAAUAUAUGCAGAGUCUUGGAAUCGUGCAUCAAGCCAUCACUGGAAACAUUGUAUAAGAUCCUGCUUGUGAUAUGUUUUUUUUGUUUAAACUUUGUAACAGUUGCAUAAACUAAGCUGGCCUUCA